This is a messenger RNA of Cheilinus undulatus (humphead wrasse), 2759 nucleotides long. RefSeq names its product glutathione S-transferase theta 2 (gene gstt2). The coding region runs from base 107 to 793 and encodes 228 amino acids. Gene Ontology annotation, molecular function: glutathione transferase activity. Lineage: Eukaryota; Metazoa; Chordata; Actinopteri; Labriformes; Labridae. The transcript is spliced from 5 exons. Gene Ontology annotation, cellular component: cytoplasm. The record is from RefSeq and is a predicted model, not a curated record. Gene Ontology annotation, biological process: glutathione metabolic process.
CCAGUAAACAGACAACUGACACACAGAGGAAGAAAGUCAGCUGCGGUCUCUCCGCUAUACGUGUUCGUUUCACCGCUUUCUUGACUGUCCAAAGAGCUUUCUUUCCAUGGCAGCUCGUCGACUGGUGGAGGUGUAUUUGGACCUCCUGUCCCAGCCCUGUCGGGCGGUUCACAUCUUGCUCAACUGCAACAAAAUCCCGCACACAGUCCGCACCGUGGCUCUAAGGAAAGGUGAGCAGAGGUCUCCAGAGUUCACAAAGUUGAACCCUAUGCAGAAAGUUCCUGUCAUGGACGACAACGGCUUCGUCCUCACGGAGAGUGAUGCUAUCAUGAAAUACCUGGUCACUAAGUAUGACGUCCCAGAGCACUGGUAUCCACGCCAAGCAGAGAGACGAGCCAGAGUGGACGAAUACACAGCCUGGCAUCACAGCAACACACGACCACAUGCUGCCAAAGUAUUCAUACUGGAGGUGCUCAUCCCAAUACAGACAGGCUCUCCGGUGGACAAGGAGCGUUUAAAUCAAGCUCUCUCUCAGCUUGAUGACACUCUGGACAAACUGGAGUCCAUGUUUCUCCGCCGACAGCCUUUCCUCUGCGGUGAUGACAUCACUUUGGCAGACUUGCUCGCCAUCUGUGAGCUCAUGCAGCCUUUGGGGGGAGACAGGGACGUCCUGCAGAAGCGUCCACAGCUGCAGCGAUGGAAGAACAGAGUUCAGUCCGCCAUUGGAGAUUCCUUUGACCAAGCACAUACCAUCUUGUACGCUCUCAGAGACCGCCGCAAAGCUAGGCUGUGACAUCAUCAUGCUGUAAUGAGGUUUUAAGUAAGAUGAUGGUGAUGAAGAUUUCAGGUGAUUUUCAGGUUUUUGUUCCCUCCGUUGGACAAACCUUUGUUUGAUUAAACCUUUAAUCAAGAAGCUAAGAAUUCACCAGAGUCUAAAAUAUAUUUAAUCACAAUAUCAGAUGACAUUUUUCAAAUCAAUAACAUAUUUGACAAAAAAACAUGCUUUACACUAAAAAUGUUAAGCUUUCUGUGAUUUAGUGGUUUCAGAUGUAAUGUUUGCAUCAGCAGAAAUGCAGUAACAAAAUACUCAGAGCUUUUUAAAGUGAAAUUUGUUAUAAAUGAUUUGAAGGCAGAUUUUUGUUCUAUCAGCAGCUUCACAGAAAACAGACAUGAGAACCAGAAACAAACUGAAUAGAAGGAAAGAAUAAAGAAAAAGAAAAUUCUAACAUUAAAAAAGAUUAAACUAAAAAUGAUUACAGAGCAGCAUGAGAUGCAUUUGCACUUCUAAAUCUAACAUAAGAGUUUGAAGCUUUGAUUGAGCAAAAUCUACAGCUUAUUUCAGGUCUGUGGAUUGUUAAAAAUGAAUGCUGCUUCCCCAGGUUUUAGGGUCCGUUCUAAAAGUCCAUUUUGCUUAAGAAGGUUCCUAACUGAGUGAAACGACCCGGAAGCGUUUUAGUGUCGGCCAUGAUAAAGGCCGUUCGAAUUCUCCAACUGAAAAGGAAAGGAGCUUCGUUAUUUCCUUUAUUAUCUCCUUUAGCCUAGGAAACACUGGACCAUCCUUUACCAAAGGAGAGAUGAAAAGAUGACCCACAAUGAUUUGUGUAAACUUCAUUUAAAGUGAUGCACCUGUUGACUGCUCAUCAGAACAAGUGAAUAACUUGACUGUAACUCUACUAGCCCCGAUUUAAACCGUAACAUUCAUUGUCAAACUUAUAAUCCAUGUGAUAAACGGAAGGGAGUAGGGAUGAACAGAGGAAUACUACAGACAUGACAACUUUAUCAUUCAACUAAUGAUCACGAUUUCGUUUCUUCUCAUUUCCAUUUUAUUCAAACAGUAAACCGAUCAGUCAGUAUUUUAAACUGUAUUUGUUUUGCUUUUUUGAAAUAUUAAAGUAAAUGUGAUAAAAGUUUGAAAAUCACAACCAAUUAAAGCGAUAAAGUCGGCAUGUUGCUAUAUUGUGAAUAUUAGAUCUAUCAUCAUAAUUACACAGGGAAGACGCGGUUUAUAGAGCUUUUCACAUGACGAGCUGAAAGGAAGAUGAAAUCAGAAUAGAUUCUGUCAUAAAAUGAACAGAGACGAGAAAAUUAAAGAAAAAAUGGAUAGGUAGGGAAUAAAGCAAAACUAUUCGUUGUGAAAUAAAAGGACUUGAACAUUAUUCAUCUCGUUGUAUUGACUUAGCAGAAAGUUCAGAUUAAGAGAAAAGUUUCUGCUGUUCUGGAUGUUUACAGUCAUAGUUUCUCUUCCUGAAGAGACUUUGACAUAUAAAAAUCUUAAUGAGCUCAGAUUUAUCUCUGAAGUAUUAGCGUUUCAUUCGCAGCACAUAACAACACAAAGAACGCACCGAGUGGUGGAUGCGAAUUUUGUAGUCCAUCAAUGUUAAAUUGUAGUUUUUACACAAAAAACACACGUCACGUCCGUAACAUCGGCCUAGGGAAAAUGCAGUCGGAUUCCUUAAUCACCACAGUUCUCCUUUCCUAUCCUCUUACUCUCACCUCUCCUUAAUCCUGUGACGUUUUUUGUCGGGGUUAAGGACAAGUGAAUAGGAAAGGACUUAGGAGGUUAUUUUUUGGACUAUUCGAACGGACCCUUAGUUUGGACUGUGAGAGCAGAGAACAGACCUGAAAAAAAGAUAACUGAUCUCAUCAUUUUACUGAUCUGGUUCUAAGCUAAUGUAUUAACAUUAUGAAUGUCAGAUGUGUUAAGUUUGAAUCAUCUUUGUAAUGAACUGAAAUAAAGUUUAAGAUUUAUUUUCACACAA